Colletotrichum scovillei is the source of this 1215-nucleotide messenger RNA. Its product is annotated as mucin. Lineage: Eukaryota; Fungi; Ascomycota; Sordariomycetes; Glomerellales; Glomerellaceae. The coding region runs from base 1 to 1215 and encodes 404 amino acids. The transcript has 2 exons. The record is from RefSeq and is a predicted model, not a curated record.
AUGCCAUACAACACUCGCCGCAAAUCUUUGUCUCUCCCAUCGCUGGGCAUUCAUGUCCCAGGGAGCCAUCCAAGUCGCAGUUCGGCCACCGCCGCUCCAAGUCGAAGCAAUUCCGAAAAUGGAGGAAACCGCGUAACAAUUACAUCGACAACAAUAGCGCGCCCGAGUAAGAGACAAAAACGCUCGCAUGGAGAUGGAACAGUGCAGGGGCCGACGUCACAAAAACAUACCGGAGACGCUGUAGUUUUUGAUCAUACGCCACCGCCGUCUCCGACAAGAAGUAAUGUCGAGAUGCAGGAAUCCCACAGCGACUCCGAAUCUGCCCCUCACAUGAAGAUUGAGGGAAUCAACGAUGAGAUUGUAGAAGCUACCAUUGCCCAAUUACAGGCCACCUGUAACCGACCUCAUCUGGUGCGAGAGCUGGCAACUGUGCUUUCGCAGCAGAUCCCAAUUGUCAAGAACUCUGCAAACCCAUGCGCCAUUGUUUCCUCCCGCCUCUCCGCCUACCUGAAGCGAUCCUGUUGGAGUGGUCGGGUACCUUGCCCAAUGGCCAAGGAACUCGAAAAGAUACACCCACGCCGGACAUAUUUCUAUCUCACAACGCGGCCAAGACUGCCUUUCCCAGACUCUCCGGCCUUCGCUCAGCGUGCAGUCAUUUCUCCAUCUCUUUCCAGCAUCGCAUCUGGAUCCGAAGAUGGUGACGACAUCGACCUUCGCCGGCGGGAUUUAAGCCCGUCCCCUGAGGUUGAUCUUUCCUCUCCUGAAUUUGAUGAUGGUGACGACGACUUUGCCAUGCCUACUACUCCCGUCGGGUCACUACCAAGCAGUUUCCGGUACUCAAGAAGUCAACGCAGUGCCUCUCCUCCUCUGGAGAAGGAUGAACGAGAGUUUACGCAGACGGCAGACGGUCUGCAGAAACGCAAGCUCGCCCGCGAACUGUCUUUGUCGGGUAAUGGCGAGCAAUCUACCAACGCCUAUGAACCGGCUCGGGAUGAUGGCAUGUUCGACGAGAGAACCGGCGUGGCCGUUAACAGCGGGUUAGCAAAUAUGCAUCAGUUCAUGACAAGCCCAGCCUUCAAGGCAACCGUCCCGGCGAGCGCCAGAAAGGAAAGUGACGGUGACAGCUGGUUCAAGCUGGGAGGCCUCCUAGAAUGGGAUCAUAGCCCUGAAAGCAUUGAACUUGAUGAACUCGAUUGUUUGCUGGACUCUUGUUAA